AUGUCUGAAAUUCGAAGUUCUCAAAGCUCUGAAGAGUAUCAUAUGAAUUACGAAAUUUAUUCUCACUUUGAUCCUGAAAGCGAUAUUGAUCUUGCUUUACCUUCUGACGAAUAUGUUACCAGCAACUUACCUAUAAUUGACGAUACCAAUGAAACUGACGUGUUCGAAGAUGGUGAUUCUGAAAAUGAGCUUGAAGAUAGUUCCCUAAAAGAGAUAUAUACGGAUCAGACUUUCACUUCAUUUGAAGUACUUGAGCAAUGUCUAAAACAUUAUUCGAUUCGGAUUGGUUUUGAAACUAAGAUAGUGCGAGUUGAAAAAGAAAACGACAUUUGUGUACGAAAAACAUAUAAAUGUCGACAUGGAGGUAAAUACUUGCCUAAGAAGGUGUUGGACCCUACAAAAAAUCGAGAGCGGGAAUCGGCUUCUAAUACACAUUCAACACAGCGGGUCGAAAGUAUAAACCCUGUUAUAAAAUUAGAGGCAAAUUCUGGAAAUUCCUUAUGUCAGCUUCAAGCCGGAAUUGAAUUACGGUUAAAAGACGAAGCAAAAUAUGCAAGUCUACAGGAAUUUCGAAAUAUGAACCCAACAAGAGGUCUUCCUCAUGUUUCCAAUACAAUUUUUAAAAGCAUUGAUGACAUGUGUAAGAAAUACCUUACGCCAAAUUCAUUAGCUUUACAGCGCAAGCAAAUGCUGGAAAAAGAUGAUUAUGAGGAGCCACAGGUAUUAUUAGAUAUGGCUUUAGAGGAUUGUGCUGAAAAAGGUCUUGCAAUGUUUGAUAAUGAUCAAGAAUCUUCGAUUCAGAUAAUACAAAAUGAAAAUAAACCACCUACUGGAACAUUUCAGGUAUUAGAAAGGAUUCGCGGUCAAGAAGUUAAUAGUAGAGUUGCUGUGGAAUUAGAAUCGAAAAAAGUUUCUUAUGGUUGUGGUUUGGGGCUUUGUAAAAAGGCUCUCAACAUAGCAAUUACGAAUGAUUCUAAUAAGGCUUUGGAAAAUCUCUUGCAACGAUUUAUUGAUGAACAGAUUUUAUCACAAUGUCAAAACACAUACGAACCAUCUGUGCAAGAAUUAGAUCAAAGGACCAAUGAUCUUAAAAUUUCAGACCCACUUCAACAUAAGGGUAAGGGCCGUCCUGCAAACAAAAGAUAUUUAUCUGCUAAUGAGAAUCAUGAUAUCAGGAACGUUGGCUCGAACCAUCAAGAUGAUGAAACAUUAGAAUCAGGAUCAAUGAAAAAAAACAAGCGGCAAUGUGCUAUGUGUAAGUCAUGA
Molecule: messenger RNA, 1266 nt
Organism: Racocetra fulgida
Lineage: Eukaryota; Fungi; Glomeromycota; Glomeromycetes; Diversisporales; Gigasporaceae
Source: the annotation of a GenBank genome assembly